AUCAGCCUGGAGAAGUGCUGAGGUGCAAAUUUGCAUUUGCAGAGCUUCUGCUUCAUGACUUUGUCCUUAAAUGCAAGCCUGGAGUGAUUCAAGUGAGUUUCCACCCCUAGGAUGAGAUUUUCUUCCUCUUAAUGCUCCAGGAUGAAGUGUCCAAGUUGUUCUGCAGUGUCCAAGUUGUUCUGCAGUUAGAUCAGCGUUACCCAUUCCCUGCUCGUGUGGGAAGCAGCUCCAGUAGAGAGGGGCAGCAUCAGCCAGAAAUGAUCCAGGCAGCCCCUGAGCCUCCCUCCAGGGCUGUGAAGGAAAGGGAGAAAGGGAAAAGCUCCCCAAGCAUCAAGAGCUCUCCAGCCACAUGUGCACAAAAAUCUCUUCUCUGCCACGUGACGGAGGAAGAGGCACAGAUCCAUUACACAAUAAUAAAAAUAUGCCUUUGGCAACGUGGAGCCAAAGUGGAGCUGCUGCAGGAAACUCAAACUACGCACCAGAAGGAGUAAAACAGGGAUAAAAAGGACCAAAGUCAAUCCUGCACAGCCCUCCCAGGACCUGCUGAGGCAGGACAGGGCUGGGGAUCUGCAGCAAAACAUCUGCCUGAAGCCCUGGGGGCUGCCAGCGCCCGUCAGGAUCUCACUGGGGAGAUCAGGCUGGUUUGCACAGCAGCCACGCCAGCGGUGCCACAGCCGCUCCCAUCCCGUCCCACAGGCCGUGCCAUGAUCUCGGCCGCGCUGCUCCUCUGGACGGUGCCCUGCGUGGCCAACCACAUCCUGGGUGGCUCUGGCAGGAGGGAGCUGCAGGAGGGUGCCCAGCUGGCCUGCAGCCUCCCAGGGCCCCCCGGACCCCCCGGGCCCCCCGGCGUGCCGGGCCCCCCGGGCACCGUGGGCAGGAUGGGCUUCCCUGGCAAGGACGGCAAGGACGGCCAGGACGGUGACAAGGGCGAGCACGGCGAUGAAGGUCCCCAGGGCAAAACAGGAAACCCUGGCAAGCCAGGCCCGAAGGGGAAAACAGGAGACCUUGGCAAGGCAGGGCCCCGGGGGCCCAAGGGAUUAAAGGGAAAUCCUGGGAAAAUCGGGGCCCCGGGCAAGAAAGGGCCCAAAGGGAGCCAGGGCGAGCCGGGGCUGCCAGGACCCUGCAGCUGCAGCGGCAGCAGGGCCAAGUCUGCCUUUUCUGUGGCAGUGUCCAAGAGCUACCCCAGGGAGAGGCUGCCCAUCAAGUUUGACAGGAUCCUGAUGAACGAGGGCGGCCACUACAACGCUUCCAGCGGCAAGUUCAUCUGCAGCAUCCCGGGGAUUUACUACUUCACCUACGACAUCACCUUGGCCAACAAGCACCUGGCCAUUGGGCUGGUGCACAAUGGCCAGUACAGGAUCAAGACUUUUGAUGCCAACACUGGGAACCACGACGUGGCCUCCGGCUCCACCAUCCUGGCACUGAAGCAGGAGGAUGAGGUGUGGCUGCAAAUCUUUUACUCAGAGCAAAACGGGCUCUUCUAUGAUCCCUACUGGACAGACAGCUUGUUUACUGGAUUCUUGAUUUAUCCUGACCAAGAUUAUCUCAAUGAAGUGUAGGAUGAGAAACUAUGGGAGAAAAUAGGAAAUGGGCCUCAGUCCAACAGCGUGGCCUUGCAUGGGACAUGUCUGGGAUUAUCAGAUGAUUCCACAUUUUCCUAUGGGAUUAUCAGUGGAUUUCACCCUGUAUGGGCUAUCUAGACUUUUCCUUGGUGCCAUCAAACCCACAGGGUACCUUCCAGGCUUUCAGCAGCCUCAUGAAUGUCUCCAUCCCAAAGCCACUGUUAUAUAUUCCAUGAUUAUUCCAAUGGACAUGGACAUAUGACUCAAAUACUGGUGCAGAAUGCUUUGGCUAUUGCAAUGUUAUAAUAAAGCAUGGAAACCAACAGUCCUUUCCUAAAGCUGAGCUGGGAAGUGCCAUUGAUGCUGGAGGUUGUGUCACUGGGCCUCCUCCCCUACACCCCAGCACAAUCCUUGCUCAUGGAAUUGGGCUUUGCCAGCCAGUUCAGAGUCUGGGAUUUGUCAGCUGGAGUUGGAAAAGUCCCUCCCAGCCCCAUCAAGGCAGUUCUAACAGCAAAGGCUUCUGGUUUGCACAAGAAGUGAUUAAAAGGUCUUGUUUUUAAGUUUCAGGGCACAAAGUGGUGCUCUGAGCACCAUGGAGUCCCUCAGAG
Molecule: messenger RNA, 2170 nt
Organism: Catharus ustulatus (Swainson's thrush)
Lineage: Eukaryota; Metazoa; Chordata; Aves; Passeriformes; Turdidae
Gene: C1QTNF2
Product: C1q and TNF related 2
Exons: 3
Coding region: 705-1559 (284 amino acids)
Molecular function (GO): protein binding
Source: RefSeq, a predicted model, not a curated record